This is a messenger RNA of Trifolium pratense (red clover), 843 nucleotides long. RefSeq names its product 21 kDa protein-like. Gene Ontology annotation, biological process: negative regulation of catalytic activity. The transcript has a single exon. Gene Ontology annotation, molecular function: enzyme inhibitor activity. Bases 66 to 659 code for a protein of 197 amino acids. The record is from RefSeq and is a predicted model, not a curated record. NCBI's taxonomy places the organism in Eukaryota, Viridiplantae, Streptophyta, Magnoliopsida, Fabales, Fabaceae.
CUUCCUAUUUUCCCUCAUCCACCCAACUCCCAAUUGAGAUAUAAAGUAACAUAAGUAAAAAAAAAAUGGAAGCCUUUUUUUCAAAGAUCCUUCUAAUAAUUUUUGCCUUUAGUUUCAUCACACAUUCUAUCCAAGCAAAUGAAGGACCAUACCAACAAUCCAACACAUUAUUCAUUAAAAACUCUUGUAGUUCAACAACUUACCCAAGACUAUGCUACACCUCCCUAGUGAAGCAUGCCGAUUUCAUUCAAACUAAUCAUGUGCUUUUAACGGGCACAGCCUUGAACGUGACUCUUGCAUCGGCAAAAUCAACCUCGGCUAUGAUGUCAACUCUCGCUAAAAGCCAAGGGCUAAAGCCAAGAGAGGCUGCAGCUAUGAAGGAUUGUGUCGAAGUGUUAAGUGACUCUGUUGAUGAACUUCGAAGGUCUAUCGACGAGAUGAGUCGUCUUAGUACUUCAAAUUUUGAGCUAACCAUGAGUGAUGUACAAACUUGGGUUAGUGCUGCUUUGACCGAUCAAAGUACUUGUACCGACGGAUUUCAAGAGGUUAAUGCAGAUGGAGAAAUUAAGACUGUAGUGAGAGGGAGAAUUGUUCAAAUAGCUCAAUUGACUAGCAAUGCUUUGGCUUUGGUAAAUAAACUUGCCACUUCACAUCCUUAAAGUAUUUCAAUUAAGGUACAUAGUUUUUGUAGCUUCAAAGUUGGAGCAUUAUUAAUGUAAUUGGUGUUGCAGUCUCAACUUAUGUAGAGUUAAGUUCGUGCACUUAAGUGUGUGUAUAAGAUUGUAAAUGUGAAGUAAUUAGUGAUUGAGAUUUAUGCCAAUAUACAAAACUUUUGUUCAUUAA